CGUCAAGAAGCUUGACAUAAGGAUCUCAUGACCACUGGCACCAGGCCUAAGGCCUAAGGAGGGAACUCCUCACGGACAUUCCCACUCUUACGGUAGCCGCAGGAAGUUGGCCCGCCGCUGGAACUCAACGCGUACGCAUUGUGUAUCAAACCGUCAUCGCGGCAUACUAGUACCAGCUAACCUCUGUCGUCCGCAGUCCGCGCUGUAGCGAUCACUCGAGAUGAAUACCGAUUGGCUUCCACUUUCGAUGAUGCCCAAAACGGCCUUGCCUGUAUGCUUGCCACAAGCUCUGCUCGACGAUCUCAAACUCCAAGUCGAUCCAGAUUUCUACUCCGAGCUUUCCGUGGUCUACGGCAGGGCCGCCAGGGUGUCCCCUAUGCGUCACUUGAUACUACGACACUACGUUCUCGCACUGGGGGAUGCGUAUACGACAAUCGACGAAACAUGGGCUGGUCACAACGACAACGACUGGUCCCUCCCGCAGAUCAUGCCAAAUGGGUGCGGGAGCACACACCUCCAACUCGCCGUGCGGCUCUAUGACGUGCCAUUCGUAUACGAAUGCAUCCGUCUAGGUGCCGACGUCAACCACUCGGACGUCAAGGGGCGGACACCGCUGUUCUGCGCCAUGAACGAGUUGCUUGGGUUUUCGCUAGACCUGGCCACGCGACAGCUGCGCCACAAUGGCACCGAGGACGAAAGCCUCACCGUAUCCACUAUUUCUCGGUUGCGACACGUGGCGCAGAUCCUAGUCGAGCAGCACGCCGAUGUCAAUCUCGUCCCUUACGAGAGCCCGGUGCUCUCGCCGUUUGUCAUGGCUCGGGCAGCUCUAGACUUAGAACUACUCGAGUUGCUGGCGCUCCAUGGGGCCGCUGCUGGACUUGAUAGGGCCUUCCUCGAAGGCCCGCCUUCCCAGCUUGACACUUGGGUUGCCGAUCCCUCGAGAGCAUCAGCUUGCACAGAGCUAAUGGCGCGUCUGGCAUCGAGAACGGAACUACCAGCGCGACCACCGCGUAAAUGCCCAUGCUUCUCGGGGAAGUCACUCUCCGAAUGUCAUGAAACGGGCGAUCACCCAUAUCCUCCUACGUUCGCAUGCAUCUGCAGGUCGGCGAAGACAUAUGCAAACUGCUGCAAGCUCAGAAAUAUCGAGCUGGUGGAGAGAUGGGACGAGGAGCGGGGGCGUAUGAAAGUCACCCAGCGCAUGAUGGAAGCCGACGGACAUACGGCUACCUACAUACCCUUUUCCACUGUGAACACGCUGAUGUCCGCGAAAUGGCCGGACACGGGAAAGAAGAAGUCGUCCGAGCUCGUGCUCAUGGCCAUCGAGCAUAACGAUACCGAAAGCGAAGUGAAAGCUGACCCGGCUUUCCGGUAUGUGGCGACUCAGCUUGAAUAUCUGCCUAUGCCCGAGGGAUCGGAAUGGUAUCCAAAGGAUUUGGGCAAGUUUAUCAGCACCGGUUGGAAUAGUUGUGUCGACAAGUACAUCGCAUCCGGCCAAGACACUCGGAGUGUACCCACGAUCGAACGGGCCGCCAAGCUGGAUCCCUUUUUCCUGCCCUCUGGAAGAGAUGUGAAGCGUCCAGGUGUACAACGACAGAGCGUCCGGGGCUCAAGAUGAAGCGCUGUCACGGGUGUCAGAAGGUUCGCAGUUUUUGUGGAUGUCUGGUUCUACCUUAGCUCAUCUGGUAG
Fomitopsis serialis is the source of this 1686-nucleotide messenger RNA. RefSeq lists its product as uncharacterized. The record is from RefSeq and is a predicted model, not a curated record. The coding region runs from base 221 to 1615 and encodes 464 amino acids. Lineage: Eukaryota; Fungi; Basidiomycota; Agaricomycetes; Polyporales; Fomitopsidaceae. The transcript is spliced from 3 exons.